Molecule: messenger RNA, 1550 nt
Organism: Drosophila ananassae
Lineage: Eukaryota; Metazoa; Arthropoda; Insecta; Diptera; Drosophilidae
Exons: 3
Coding region: 113-1402 (429 amino acids)
Source: RefSeq, a predicted model, not a curated record
GGCCCUCCGCAGUUUCCCAAGCGACGCGACCGGCACAGCAGGUGUCCAGCCCCCGAAAACCGCACAGAGAAGCCGCACUUGCACCUGGAACUGGACUUUUACUGAAUCCAGAAUGAAGCUGGACGCGGAGAGCGAGAAACAGAUGCAGCGAGGACGAGUGGGAGUGGGUCCUGAGCCGCCCAAGUACCUCAACGAGGACUUUUUCAAGGCCGCCCUGGAGGACGGCCUGCGGGACAUGCGGGUGGACAUCAAGAAGAUUAUAUUCGCAGAGUCGAGCGGCGGGGGCGGCGAGAACUACUGCAGCAAGAUCUACAGGGCGAAGGCUCUCUACCGGAGCAGCAAGCGGCAGCUGGACGAGGAGCUGGCCCUGAUCGUGAAGAGCAUCGCCAUCACCCCGGCCACCCAGUUCCUCGAGGAGCUGGCCGUCUACCUGCGCGAGAAGAUCUUCUACUUCGACGUCCUCGGCAAGCUGGAGGUCCUCAUCGGCGACGGCUCCAAGUUCGGGGCCAAGUGCCUCUACACCACCCGGGAGCCCAUCCAGACCAUCGUCUUCGACGACCUCACCCAGUACGGCUACAAGCUGGCCAGUCGCCAGAGCGGCCUCAACGAGGAGCACUGCGUGGUGAUCCUCAAGAAGCUCGGCAAGUUCCACGCCAGCUCCAUGCUCCUGGCCGAGAAGGAGCCCAGUGUCCGGGAGCACUUCACCACCGGCAUGCUGGACGAGAACUACAUCCGGACGAACGAGCGCUUCAUCAACUUCAUGACCCUGCAGCUGCGAACCCUGGCCAACCUGGUGGCCAAGUGGCCGGGCUACGAGGUGCUGGCCACCAAGCUGCACCGCCACUGCGACGACAUCAAGGAGAACCUGGUCACCACCGGGCGGCCCCUGCCCGGCGAGAUCACGGUGCUGAACCACGGCGAUCUGUGGGUGAACAACUUCAUGUACAAAUACGACGACUUGCAGCCCACGAAGCCGAUCGAUGCCAUCUUCGUGGACUUUCAGAACAGCUUCUUUGGCAGUCCGGGCUGCGACAUCAACUUCUUCCUGAACAGCAGCGUCCAGCUGGACGUGCUCAUCCACCGGCGGGAGUUCCUCAUCCAGACCUACUACGCCUCGCUGCGGGAGAGCCUGGAGAGGAUGCACUCGGAGUUCGUGCCCAGCUACGCGGACAUCCAGCACGAGAUCCAGGCCAGGGAGUUGUACGGGUUCUUCUCCUCCUACGCCUUCCUGCCGAUGGUGACCAUGAAGAAGGAGGACUCCUACGACAUCAGCAUCGAGGCGCUCACGGACCAGGACUUUGCCAAGAAGAAGGUCCAGCUGAUGUUCUCCUCCAAUCCCCGCACCACCGACACCCUGCGCUACGCCCUGCGCCGCUUCGACGAGCUGGGAAUCUUCGAUUGAUCCCUUGCUUCGAUAACUUAUCGAUAACUGAUCGAUGGCCAGACUCCCUUUUCUUAGUCCUUUAGUAGGCUAUGCCGCUCUUUUUUUUGUUUUUGUUUUUAAACUACGUAGGCUUAAGUGCAUUCUAAAUAUUAAAUAUUAAACACCA